This is a messenger RNA of Lolium perenne, 978 nucleotides long. The record is from RefSeq and is a predicted model, not a curated record. NCBI's taxonomy places the organism in Eukaryota, Viridiplantae, Streptophyta, Magnoliopsida, Poales, Poaceae.
AUGGCGUGCUGCCCUGCUCGACAACAGACGCACGUCCGUUCCUUUGGUUGUCGCCACCGCCGUGUUCCCCGUCUGCCUCCUGGCCAUCCCACCUAUUCUCACCCUACUGCUCAGUUCAUCAUCGUUUUGGUUAUUGCCGUUGUCACGGGUCUCACGAAGCAGAUAAUGUGCCUCGGUGGCCGUGGCCAGGCACUGUUUAAGCUGUCUGAUUGCGAGAAUAUGACCGCGUCACAUCUUCCCUACACGCGCAACGGCCUCAAGUUCUUCACCAAGCGCGGCGGGCUAACCUCCGCCGAGGUCGAAGCUAUCUGCGACCGCGCGGCCGGCAAGUACGUCGCCAGGAAGAUGGGCCUCGGCGGCGGCGGCCUCGGCAUGCCUCCGGUCGUCAUGCGCGUCGACCUGAUGAGCGCCUACGCGCAGCACCUCCGGGACAUCAUCAAGGAGCGCAUCGCGCAGCCGACCGACUACGACAUGCCGCUCAAGGGCUUCAAGGUCAUCGUGAACGCCGGCAACGGCUGCGGCGGCUUCUUCACCUGGGACGUCCUGGAGAAGCUUGGCGCCGACACGACCGGUAGCCUCCACCUGGAACCCAACGGCAUGUUCCCGAACCACAUGCCCAACCCGGAGGACGCCACGGCCAUGUCGCUCACGCGCGGCGCGGUGCUGGCCCACGGCGCCGACCUCGGCGUGGUGUUCGACACGGACUCGGACCGGAGCGGCGUGGUGGAUGACGCGGGCGCGGCCAUCAACGGCGACCGGCUCAUCGCUCUCAUCUCUGCCAUCGUCCUUGGGGAGCACCCCGGGAGGACGGUGGUCACGGACGCCCGGGCCGGGGACGGGCUCACGCGGUUCAUCGAGGCCAGGGGCGGGAAGCACUGCCUGUACCGCGUUGGCUACCGAAAUGUGAUCGACAAGGGCGCGCAGCAUGAUGUAGACCACCGGGCACGGCGCGCUCAAGGAGAACUACUUCCUCGAUGA